GCGUGUCUGUCCAAAAGUCAGCAGCGCCGACAGAGCAAAGAAAGCCGUGAGAAGAGAUGACGGUCGAGACCAGAGUCAGCGACCCAAGGGGAGCUGCCAAAACAAGCAGCAGACAGGAGGGCCCUGGAGGGAUUUGGGACUCUGUGAAGAAAACUGUGGUUGUCAUAGGAUCUGGAAUCUUAUUCUUGGCCGCUUUCAGCAACUCACUGACAUGGCAUCUUCAGAGAUUUUGGGGCGCGUCUGGAGAUUUCUGGCAGAACUUGUGGACGAAGCUGUUUGUGAUGUUUGAGGGUCACGACGCUACUCUGUUCUAUUUGGGGACCAUGUUGCUCCCCACUCUGGCAUUCUGGGGGUCCAACGGUCUGCUGCUGCUGGUGGACACCACCGGUAAACCCUCCUUCAUCGCUCGAUACCGCAUCCAGGUGGACAAGAACAGCCCGGUGGAUCCAGCUAAGCUGAGCCAUGCGGUGAGGAAUGUCAUCUUCAACCAGGUGUUCAUCUCGAUGCCCAUGGUGGUAGCAGUUUACUACCUGAUGAGCCUGAGAGGAAACCCCUGUGGUCCUGAGCUGCCCACCUUUCACUGGGCCCUGAUGGAGCUGGCCAUGUUCUCCAUCUUGGAGGAAAUUAUGUUUUAUUAUUCACACAGGCUGUUCCACAGUCCCAGCCUCUAUAAGCAUUUCCACAAACAGCACCACGAGUGGACCGCUCCCAUCGGAAUCGUCUCCAUCUAUGCUCAUCCUCUGGAGCAUGUGAUCUCCAACAUGCUUCCAGUGGUGUUGGGUCCAGUGAUCCUGGGCUCCCACCUCUCCACCACCUCCAUGUGGUACUGUCUGGCUUUUAUCAGCACCACCAUCUCCCACUGUGGAUACCACCUCCCCUUCCUGCCCUCGCCCGAGUUCCAUGACUUCCACCACCUAAAGUUUAAUCAGUGUUUCGGGGUCUUUGGCGUGUUGGAUCGGCUUCAUGGCACCGACACCAAAUUCAGGCAGACCAAGCAGUAUGAACGCCACACCCUCCUCACCAGCCUCACCCCUCUGAACGAGAGCGUCCCUGACACACCCAAGAAGGGCCAAUGAGAACCUUUGACAACAGGCCCACACCUCCUCCCGUCUGGGAUCAGUUUGUGUUCAAUCAUCAAUGGCUCUUAAUAUUUUAAUCCAGACUGAGAGUUUCAGACUGAGAGUGUCUGAAAGAGUUUGAAUAUUUUAGAUCCACAUCUUGUUUUUGCACUUUAUCAAACAUUCAGAUUUCAUGGGAGUUGUUUUGCUGUUGGUUUGUUUGGCCUUCAUGUUCACAGAGUGUCUGCCACUGAGGUUCUUUUUAACCAAGUUUCCUCCCAUCAUUUCAUGGAUGGUCAGAUACACAAUCGUUGAAGUGGUAGUAGUUGAAGGUUAUUCUCCAGUAACACUUAAUGAUGUGGCCUUAGUUAGUGUGGCGUUUAUGGAAGCUACAUUUAAUACAAAAUUGACCAUCACAUAUUUACUCCGGAUAUAUUAAGUAAUAAGUCUGUGGAUGGUUAUUCUAAAUAUUUACAAGGUGUUGGUAUUAAAAGGGAUUUUAUUUUUUAGAUCAUUUUAUGUCUUUGAUUACAAGAAUUCUAAUUUUAGAUUUUAGGCAAAUCAAAUUUCAGGAAAGACACAAGGACUCCGUUUGUAGUAACAAUUGGUGAAUGAUGAAGGUAAAAAGAAUGGGGGGGGCAUUUGUAGCAUCUGAAAUGUAGGGAGAUUUGUGCGAGAGAAGGUAUUAAUGCUUUACAGCUUCUGACAAUUCUGAACAGCAGCGCCACAUCUGAUUUAUUCAGAUAUAUGUUCUUAUGGUAAAUUCAUAUUUAUGAUGCAGAUGUUGAUGUUGAUCAUCUACGAGAUCCGACAGAUGUGUAAUUUGAUAACCACUAAAUCACAUGUUCUCACUUUUCUUACUCUAAGCUUUAAUGUAGGUGGAGUCUUUUUGUUGUCAUAAUUUUUACACAUUCUGUAUUUUACAUCGUGUAGUAACAGCACUUCAAAAGCUCAACAGUACAGACUCUUCUGAUGCGUUCACUCUCUGCUCAUGCAGAAGAGACUCUUGCACUUAUGAGUGAAUGUAUGAGAAUAUAUAUUAGAGGAGGCCUCUGAGAGUGUUGUAAAAUAAGACAUGAAUGUUGAGAAAGAAUUGUCCUACUGUGAUUGAUGUAAUGCUCGGACUGGACUGUUUAAUAAUAAAAACAUUUGAAGAAUAAACGUG
This is a messenger RNA of Labrus bergylta (ballan wrasse), 2223 nucleotides long. It is a transcript of the gene faxdc2, whose product is annotated as fatty acid hydroxylase domain containing 2. Gene Ontology annotation, biological process: sterol biosynthetic process. Lineage: Eukaryota; Metazoa; Chordata; Actinopteri; Labriformes; Labridae. The record is from RefSeq and is a predicted model, not a curated record. Gene Ontology annotation, molecular function: C-4 methylsterol oxidase activity; iron ion binding. Gene Ontology annotation, cellular component: endoplasmic reticulum membrane.